This is a messenger RNA of Drosophila guanche, 1248 nucleotides long. RefSeq lists its product as uncharacterized. The record is from RefSeq and is a predicted model, not a curated record. Lineage: Eukaryota; Metazoa; Arthropoda; Insecta; Diptera; Drosophilidae. The transcript has a single exon. Gene Ontology annotation, biological process: protein peptidyl-prolyl isomerization. Bases 28 to 1164 code for a protein of 378 amino acids. Gene Ontology annotation, molecular function: peptidyl-prolyl cis-trans isomerase activity.
UUUAGUUUUGUGUGUUCUUUUUUGCAAAUGGCAGAACAGCCGCAAUAUUCCGAAUUUCCGCACUGCGUGACCGAGUCCACGCGGGAGCUGGUGCGCAUGGCCAAGGAGGCGAAACUGGCCGCCGAUCUGGAGGCCAGCAGCAAGAAGGCAGCGCUCAAGAAGGCGGCGGGGCAGAAGGCACACCGCAUGCCGGCCAUGAUGGAAAUGUAUAAGAAGAUGUGGAAGACGCAUCGGGAGCGGGUGAAGAGGGCCGUCAGCAAGCUGGACUCGGAGCCGCCCAGUUUUCAGGCAGCUCGUGUCACCGGCAUCAAUGGGCUGCGGGACGAGGCGUAUGUGUUCAUGAAUCGCACAAAGCAGAACAUUCAGCUGCUGGUUGAGAUUUCGCGCAUAAUGCGCACCCACGGGACGGUGAAUCCCUUUCGGUACGAGCAGACGUACGCCAUGUCGGGCAUUCCGAUGGCCGUUGCCAAUUUGGAGCGGCUGGAGCGCGAGAACAAGGAUCUGGGCAAGCGCCUUCUGGACGUACAAAGCGUUGUGGACACGGGCCUCGACAGGAAGACGCGGCACGGCCAAAAGCCAAAGAAAAUCGUGGAAAUUCCCCUGGAGCUGCCCCUCGAGGCGCUGGCCAAGUACAAGGACUUCAACAUUCAGCUGCCGGAAGCCGAUGCGGAACGCAAGCGUCUCCUCCGGCCGCGCAUCUACUUCGACAUGUACCUAAAGGAUGCCCGCCCUCUGGGCCGGAUUGUGGUGCAACUAUACACGGAGGCGGCCCCCCUGGUGGUCCUGCAGAUGGUGCGCUCCUGCCUGUGCAAUCAGGCGAGCAAAUUUCUCGUGAAGCGCCUCUUUCCCACUCUCUGGCUGGAGGCGGACCUGCAGCUGGCGCCGGACUCGCUGCUCCACCAGCCGCUCGAGUACGAUGCCAAGGUGAUCGAUCAUGGCCAAUACAAUAACGUGCUGUCCUUCAGCAAAUCGCACUGCUCGGGCUUUCCCGAGCGCCUCUCCUUUGCCAUAUCCUUCAAGCCACUGACAGUCGUAAAUGGCACACGUGUCGGCUUCGGGCGCAUUGUCAAGGGCAGCAAAAUCUGCGAAUGCAUCCAGAGCUAUGGCACCAAGAAUGGCAAGCUCAGCCGUGGACUGCUCUUCACCAGCUGCGGCCUGCUCUAGGCAGCUUUAAGGAUACCCCCAAAAUCUCUCUGUGCUUAUCGCUCGUCACGAAAUUGUUUGUUCGAUAAAUCCUUGAUGUCUCUA